GAUAAAACGAAGUGAUCUUCCGCUUGCGACAGUUUCUCGAAGCAACCUGUGGCAGUCAGGUAUCGCGCCAAUGCAAGUUUGAAGUGAAAAAGUAUCGAUGUUUAUUUUUAUUGUUUUAAUUUUUUUUAAUGGCAAAGAUGAAGCCGAGCGCUUCAGAUGAACUCUUGCCAGAGGUGACGUCGGUAAAUAUCAAUAAGAUAGUGAAGGAAGCCCAUGAUGAAGAAAUCAUUGAAUGCAAUCGAAAGGAAAUUUGUUAUGGAGCAGGAGACGCAAUAUUUUCAUCAUUCAUCGUAGCACCGCAGGUAGUUAGUGUAUGGCGAGGAACGUGGGGUAUAAUGGAGUUACACCCCCAUUUGUUUCCCCACGCUCAGAUAUUCAUGAUGGGAAUCAUUAUACACGUCAGCUUCGCUCUAGUUAGAUCAGUCUUAUUAUCACGUUCACAAAACGCAUGGGGUGAAGGUAGAGCUGGAAGAUGGCUUCGAGAGCGGUUCGUCAGCAAAGUUUACACUUACAUUUUCAUCCUCUCGAAUAUAAUGCACUGGAGAGGAGGCUGGGGACUUUUAGACAUGUUUGUAGCUCAUGUUCUCCCUGAAAAAGAUAAUUGUCAUAGACCAGUGUUAAUCGGAGCCCUUACUCUACUGUUCUAUCUGGCUACCAUUUGCAUCCGCUCCUCCCGUAACAUUUUAGCCUCACCAUACUUUCUGGUCACGGAUGGGAAAGAGGCCACGUACAUCUUUACUACACGAUUUCAAAGUAAGAGUAGCAGAGAAACUGCACUUUACAUUCUGGACUGCGUGUUCUCGGUGACGGUGGUGGGCUCACUCGUAGUUUUCGUGUGGCGAGGAUCUUGGGCGCUGCUAGAUAUCUUCCUCUACCCGGACGACCAAAUCAAGUCCUUCUGGACAUCACUUGUGGUAGGAUACGCGAUAGUGGUGCUGACGUUCGCUACUCAAGUGCCCAUGCGCUGGGCGGUGGGUAAACUACAAGGAGCUCCUCGAUUGCUGGUUGCUGAUCUUUAUCAUCUAGUGUCGUUUUUGGCGACAGUUAACGUGUGGCGAGCUGUUUGGGGCCUGAUGGAUGUGUAUUUUUUCCCAGAUACGCCCAAACUAAGCAACUGGUGCUCACACAUCAUCAGCCUGUCUUUGCUGAUUCUUCUCAACUGCUCCAACUCUAUCCUAGUGAGAGGAGUCUACAUCGACGCUGAGGAGCCCGCAGGUGACUGUGUCGUAUUCCCGUGCCACUACCUCAGGUUAUUCUUCCACAAAGAGAGAAUAAAGAAGAGACAAAAAGGGUCCAAUGCAGCAGCUCCUACUUCUGCUACCAAGAAAAUAGAAGAAGCCAGCGUACCUUUACAAACGCCAGAGGAGAAGGUGUAAUACUUCUCUUAUACCAGAAGGAUAAUCCGAAUUGCAUUUUUGUCUUCAUUGUACAUAAUAUUUUAUUUAUCGAUUAAAUAUCCUGUACUAUAAAUAAGAAAGUUACCUGUAAAUAUAUAUAUACAUAUAUGUAUUGACAUGAAGUAUUAAAAACACUCACUUAAUUGACAAGAAAUGUAUAACUGAGUCUUAACUAAGAUGGAAAAUGUGUUUAAAGAAAAUUUGUAAAUCAUUAUUUUUUAUAUAUUUAUAAAAAAGUUUGUUUUGUGAACAAAAAAAUCUAUGAUGUACUUGUAGUUAGCUUUUUCGCCACUGUGUCGUUACGCUUUAAUAAUACUACGUUUCUCUACCUUACCAAUAGCUUUAUUAAGAAUUUUUACUUUUAUUUAGUUUUUUGUGAAAUUGUUAUUUCUUCAUAUAUUGUGGAAUGAAAGUUAGCUGAUAUAAAAUAAAUUAAAAGCUAUUUUCUUCUCUUGCUGCAAUACACAUUAUAUUAUUAGAACGAAAAAAUAAUUAUUAGGAUUUAUACUUAAAAUAGGGUAAAGUAAACAAAAACGACAAAAUUCAUGGACUCAUGGAAUGUUCAUUUUUUGUAUAAUUUUUUUUUCUGUAAAGAUCAAUAUCUUAAUUUAAAUAAAAAAAAGUUCUGUUUCUUGAGAAUUAAAAGAUUUAUUAACAGAUUCAAUGAUUUUUCUUUAACGCACAUUAUUUUUCACACUCAUUAAUUUUUCUUUUUAAAAUAAAUUAUUAAAUAUAGUUUAGA
Molecule: messenger RNA, 2139 nt
Organism: Nymphalis io (European peacock)
Lineage: Eukaryota; Metazoa; Arthropoda; Insecta; Lepidoptera; Nymphalidae
Gene: fusl
Exons: 8
Coding region: 129-1376 (415 amino acids)
Biological process (GO): neuromuscular synaptic transmission; clustering of voltage-gated calcium channels; neuron-neuron synaptic transmission
Cellular component (GO): presynaptic membrane
Source: RefSeq, a predicted model, not a curated record